AUGGCCUCCCAUGAUAACAAAUUCACAUCCCCCUCUGGCGCCGCCAUUGCAGAGAUCCACGGGGAGCUCCUCUCAGAUCUCGAUCAGCAAGUCUGGGAUAUUCUCGCAGCAACAGCCUCUGCUCACCCUGACAGAGAAGCAAUAGUCUCUCUCUGGCAGCCUGCAGAUGCUACCCAAUCAUUGGAAGAUGCCAGUCCGAUCGCGCAAUCGCAAUGUCUCAGAUGGUCGUAUGGAAACCUCCGGGACAAAGCUGAGCGUCUGGCCGCCACUCUAGAGAAGCUGGGCGUUGGCCCCGGCAUGCACAUCGCCGUAGUCCUUUGGAACUGCGCAGAAUGGGGCCUCUUCUUCUGGGCCUGCGCCAAGACCAGGGCCACAUUCAUCCCCAUCGACGCUCGUGCGACAGAUGACUUUGCUUAUAUGCUGGAGUCAACCACACCGCGGGUACUGGUGGUCCAGGAUGCAGACACGGCGGCGCACCUGACCAAGCAAAACGUUAGUCUCCCGAAUAUGGUCCUCCGUAUCCAUUGCGGGAGGAGUGGCACGGCCGAUGGCUGGACGAGCCUCGACGACCUCCUGGCUCGGGAUUCCUCAUUUCAGGGGGAUCAGUGGCCUGGUGACACAGACGACGAUCAAGGACCGCCCCGAGCCAACGGAAUGCGCGGGAGGGACGGUGACGAUCCCGCCCUCAUUGUCUUCACGAGUGGAACCACCGGGAAGCCCAAGGGAUGCCCUCUCACAAGCCGCAACCUGGUGUCGCAGACCUACAACUACGAUCCCAACGUCGACCCGUCGUUUGUCGACCGCUGGCUGGUCCACACGCCGGUGUGCCAUGUCUUUGCCAUCAACAACGCGCUUCGUGCGUGGCGGCACGCCCACACAGUUGUCUUCGCCGCAAAGUCUUUCCAUAUUGACGCCACGCUGAGGGCCUUGGUGGAGGAGAAGUGCACUGUCAUGUCAGCCACGCCAACUCUGGUCAAGGCCCUGCUGUCUCAUGGCUCCUUUCCAAGUCCCCGGGAACUGAACCUGUCUAUUGUCUCGAUUUCAGGGACAAUGGUUGGGCCAGAGCAUGUGCGUCUCUGCAAAGAUGGGCUCGGUUCGCGAGAUGCUAUACAAGCGUACGGAAUGAGUGAAGGAGCACCAAUCAUAAGUUGGUCGCGCCAAGAUGAUAUGCUUGUAGAUGGAUAUCAUCCAGGGGUUGGAAAAGUCCUCUCUGGAGCUGCAGUUCGAGUUUGUCGCCCUGGCGGCCGAGAAGUGCUCUCUCGAAUGCAAGUUGGAGAGCUCCACAUCUCUGGCUCGUCGGUAAUACAUGACUAUUUUGGCGGUGUUCAUGAUGACGAAGAGAAAUUCUAUAAUGACAAGUCGGGAAGGUGGCUAAAGACGGGAGAUCAAGCCAUGAUUGAUGACAAGGGAGUUGUCUACAUCCUUGGUCGAUACAAUGACUUGAUAAUUCGAGGAGGCGAGAAUAUCAACCCUUGGAAAAUCGAAUCGGCGUUAUCUGAGAUUCCAGGUCUUGAGCAGGCGUUUGUUGUAGGAGUGCCAGAUGACAUUGCCGGUCAAGUCGCUAUUGCUAUUGUCAGGCUCUCUUCAAAGGUACCCAAGACCAAGAUGAUGGAGAAGGCAAGACUCUUGGGCCCUCAGUAUACGCUCGAUGCUGUGUACACGUUUGCAGAGUUGGGCCUUGAGAGUAUCCCGACAACUUCCAUCGGAAAGCCUAAAAGAAUUGCGCUGGCCAAUACUGUAGCACAAAAACGGCUUGCUGAGAAAAGCCAAAGCUCAAAGACUGAAGGUCAAGAUGACCAAGUAGCGAUAGUAGAAGAAGGCUUGGGGGGAAUAUGGGAACAGCUGAUGGGAGUUCGACCAAAUAGGACAGACGACGUUUUCUGCUUGGCUGACAGCAUCACACUGCUUCGAUACUGCGACGCUGUUCUCCGAGCAUACGGAAAGCGCAUUUACCUUCAGGACCUGAGUAGAUGCAACACCAUCGAAACUCAGGCUAAGCUGCUAAUUACCAGAGAUGCAUCACCAAGAGCAGGGGUUGGAAUAAUGCAAAACCCCAUGGGUCAGAGCGAUGACCACAGAGCCCUCUCUAGGAGAGAGCAAGGAUACAGCUUCAAUCAACGUUUGGUCUCCAAAGUCGAGGCUGUUGAUACUUUGGCCGCGGCACAAGAUCAAGUCGAGAGAUUCGACCUUGACAGAUCCGACGUUGAAGACAUCAUCCCCAUAAGACACUCCAUGUACCGGGCAGUCGUUGGUCAACGAGCACAGUCAUAUCGUACCCGUGUUGUCUUUCGAGUCCACAACGCAACCAUUUCUCACAUCUAUGAUGGACUGUUCAAAUGGAUGGCGAAUAGACCUCUCUUGCGGACAAUUCUCUUGGGCGUUCAAGGACGGCUCUAUCAUAUCAUCGUGCGCCACAACCACAACAUCUUUCAGAAACUGGUUCACGAGGUCACUGCAGAAACGGAAAAAGAAGCAAAAGAUGCUUAUGAAGAUGGCUCUACAAAUACUCACUCUCCGAUGCUCAUGUUCAACGCAACCAUCAUCAAGGCAAAAGAAACAGGGCGAUACCUCCUUUGCCUGACGUACAAUCAUUCUAUAAUGGAUGCCUUGACGCUCCUUUCUUGGCACCGAGACAUUGACCGGCUCAUACACAAUUGCAACACGGUCAUGCCCACACAAACUCCGUAUCGACUGUUUGCAGACUUGUUUGCGGGUUAUCAAGAGAGCCUGCUCGCUCAACAAGCAAUAUCGUUCCACGUGCAGAGGCUGAGAGGCAUUUCCCGAUACAAGAAGGCAAUAUGGCCCAAGCAACGCGCCCCCGGAAUGAUGAUUGCCGGUGACCAAGACUCGUUCUACUUCUCUGAGCGCCAAAAAUCCAGAGAUGACAUAUGGAAAGGAGAGUGGCAGGCAAGAGCCCAAGAGUUUCGAUUCCCGCGCCGAAGCAGGAUUGUUCGCUUGCCGGGCCUGUCUAAAUUGCGCAGCUCAUAUAAUCUGGGACCAAUGCUGUUCACAAAGUGCGCCUUGGUGCUAUUCAAUGUGAUUCAGACAAAGUCAUCAGUUGCGCUGUUCAAUUCGUGGGAGAGCGCUCGUUCAUGGCCAUUCGUGCCCGACUGGAUAGCAAAUGCGCUUCAACCACCCAUGAGCAUUGACGGCCCGACAGUCGAAUGGAUCCUCAACAUGUUUGAAGUGAAUGACGACGAGGUUCUCGCAGACUUUAUUCGCCGCAUGGUACUUGAACAAGAGGACAUCGACCGCCAUGAACAUGCGCCGUGGGAGAAGAUUGUGCAGGAGCUUCGAGAAGAAGGCGAGAUGGCAACAAAUGCGUCAUUCCGACAAUCGUUUGUGUGGGACGUGAGCAUGGGAGUCGCAGCGUCUCGAGGCUUCCGCAGUGAUUUCGAUACUCUGGAGCCAGUGGCCAAAUACGACUGGCCAGAUUGUGGACUCUUUUGGAGCGCCUUCAUGGUUGAUCAAGAGAACAUCUUCUUCAUUGCCUCGUGGGACACAGCACAGCUGAAUGCGGAAGAAGUAGACGGGUAUUGUGAUGGUCUGGCAGAUGUAAUGAGGAGGCUUGCUGACGAGAAUAACUGGAAUCGAAGAGUGGGAGAGGUGUUUAUGUCUACCUAUUGA
Trichoderma atroviride IMI 206040 is the source of this 3627-nucleotide messenger RNA. The record is from RefSeq and is a predicted model, not a curated record. Lineage: Eukaryota; Fungi; Ascomycota; Sordariomycetes; Hypocreales; Hypocreaceae.